GAGAGGGAAUGAGAGACGUGCUGUCAGAGUGAGAGCUGGAGGACAUGCAUCCAUUUCUACACAAUAUCAGACUAUCGCUACUUUCCCUCUUACACAUUUACAGACGCCACUUUAAAUCGCUUUUCUUCACUGGAGGGUGAUCAUGCUAAUUAAUGCAACGGGUGGAUUUAUCUUCUAAAACAUUUAGCAGCGCGCUAAAUCAUUUCCCCCAAAUUUGUUUUCCGCUUAUUUCGAUCAGUGUUCAGGUGUUAAAACGCAACAGAUUUCGUCCGUAGGAGUCUCGUUUUAAUAUUUAACGCUUUACACUUCUGACAUUAACCUCCAAUCUGGAAUCACGGCUUGUCAACGAGCGGAGAAGAAAUUAUGGCAUGAUUGUGGCAACAUGAAAAAGAAAAAGUGUGGAAGAAUAUUGUUGCACUGCUUUUGAGAUCACCAUAUGAAGGUGGAGAUAGACUGACAGGAGAGAGAGUUGAGGAGCAGAGCGCAAACAAACCUGCUGGAGCCUGGUUGCCAUGGAUCCCCCUCCCUCUCUAAAUCUGGCCCUUCUCAGCGGGAGUGAAGACGAAGAGCAGCGUCUGCCCCUCCCUCUCGGUGGUAUUUCCCAUGCCUCCCUCUCUGGCAACUACCCUGGGACCAACCACUCGAAUCACACGGGAGGGAACAGCAGCCUGGAGCGUCUCAAUGGCACUCCAUCGCCCACCACGCCAAACCUUCCCCCAGCGUCACUGCCCAAGUUGCCCCUGUCCACAACACCCCAGCUUUCCACACCAAUCCCCAACGCUCUUCACCCGACCAGUACGCCACUCUCCUCCUGCUUGGGAAGCCAACACAGCUUAAGCGGGGAGACUUCACCCGUCUACAAUGCUCUGUUUUACUCUUCUCAUUCACCUUCCACUGAGCGGGAACGGGAGCGAGAGAGGGGAUGUAAGCACAGGCAGGCCAGUCCCCUGGUGCACAGGCGGGACAGUAAUCCUUUUACAGAGAUCGCCAUGAGCUCGUGCAAGUACAGCGGUGGUGUGAUGAAGCCACUUAGCCGCCUUAGCGCCUCCCGCCGGAAUCUCAUCGAGUCCGACAGCGGAAGUGACACCAAAGAGGGUGGUGCGAGCACAAGCCAGGUGACCGCGGCCUCCUCUCAGCACAGCCAGCCCCAACCCCAGAACCCCCCAGAGAUCGUUAUCUCCUCGAAAGAGGAUCCGCCUUAUGGACAUGCUUACGAACUUGAGGCCUCAGCCAAUCAAAUGUCCAUCUACCACCAGAACCACGCCCUCUCUGAGAGCAGGAGUGUGCUCGGUGGGGCGGCAGGGGGCGGGACUAAUGGAAGGAGGGGCGGUGCUGCGGGAGGGCCUGGAAGGACCGCUUCUAAAGCUCCUAAACGUAAGAAUCAGAACAUUGGCUACAAACUAGGCCACAGGAGGGCACUGUUCGAAAAGAGGAAGAGACUUAGUGACUAUGCCCUCAUAUUCGGCAUGUUUGGCAUUGUUGUCAUGGUGAUUGAGACCGAGCUGUCCUGGGGUGUCUACAGUAAGAGCUCCAUGUAUUCUCUGGCAUUGAAGUGUCUUAUUAGCCUUUCCACCAUCAUCCUUCUUGGACUAAUCAUCGCUUACCAUGCUCGAGAGGUGCAGCUUUUCGUCAUCGACAAUGGUGCAGACGACUGGCGAAUUGCCAUGACCAUGGAGAGGGUGCUGCUUAUCGCUCUGGAGCUGAUCGUUUCGGCGGUUCACCCGGUGCCCGGGGACUUCAAGUUUAUGUGGCGGGCGAGACUGGCCUUCUCCUAUGCUCCCUCGCAGGCGGAGGCAGAUCUAGACAUGGUGCUGUCUGUACCCAUGUUUCUUAGACUCUACCUCAUCGCCCGCGUCAUGCUGCUACAUAGCAAGCUCUUCACGGACGCCUCCUCCCGCAGCAUAGGGGCACUCAACAAGGUGCACUUUAACACACGCUUUGUGAUGAAGACCCUGAUGACCAUAUGCCCGGGCACGGUGCUGCUAGUCUUCAGUAUCUCCCUGUGGAUCAUCGCUGCCUGGACCGUACGAGUGUGUGAGAGGUACCAUGACGCUCAGGAUGUGACCAGUAAUUUUUUGGGUGCAAUGUGGCUCAUCUCUAUCACCUUCCUCUCUAUUGGAUAUGGAGACAUGGUGCCUCACACCUACUGUGGCAAGGGAGUGUGUCUGCUCACAGGAAUUAUGGGAGCAGGUUGCACUGCAUUGGUUGUUGCUGUGGUUGCCAGAAAGCUGGAGCUGACGAAGGCAGAGAAACAUGUGCAUAACUUCAUGAUGGACACACAGCUCACCAAACGGAUAAAGAACGCAGCAGCGAAUGUUCUCAGAGAGACUUGGCUGAUUUACAAGCACACCAAGCUGAUGAAGAAAAUCGACCACUCCCGUGUGCGCAAACAUCAGAGGAAGUUCCUUCAAGCCAUUCACCAAUUGCGAAGCGUAAAAAUGGAGCAGAGAAAACUCAGUGAUCAAGCCAAUACAUUGGUGGACUUAUCAAAGAUGCAGAGCGUCAUGUAUGAACUGAUGUCAGAGCUGAACGACCGAAGUGAGGAUCUGGAGAGGCAGAUGUUGAGUCUGGAGCAGCGGGUGGAGCGUUUGACGGCCGGCUUUAAUGCUCUGCCCGCUCACUUGUCGGCCACGCUCAGCUCCCAGCAUGCGGCGCUCGUUCAACUGCUGCGUGAGCGUGAUGCCAAGGUUCUGAGCCCCACUGUGCCCUCCGCGCUCUCACCCACUGCUGCCAGCCUGCCUCUAGCCAACCCCCCCUCCGGCUCAGGCUCCAUCCCCUCAACUCAGCCCGCAGAGGACAGUCCCAACACCAGCAGCUCCAGUUGUUGAGAGUGCCGGUGCAGGAUGUUCCCUCCUGGGCUGCAAGACGGACAAUUAGCGAAAGCAGAGAAAUAACAUAAACAUUCACACGCAUACGAUGCACUGUAACUAUGAGCAUUGCGCAGCUUGAGUAUCUCACAGAGAUGGAGGAGAUGCUAACAUUUGCACAAAACCUCUAUGAUGACAAAACUGCCAUAUUUCCUAUAGUCCACAAGACGGACGUCCUCUACUGUUACCAUGAAUGUAUUGAUUUUAGAAGACUAACUAACUCAGACAUGUUAACAUGCAUGGACUCUUACUUACACUUUCUCUGACUCCGUCUUUGCUACCAAAGUGCUCUCUGUCUAUAGUUGACUGGAAUGGUGUGUGUUGUAAACCUAGGAGAGGAGGGUGGGAGUGGUUAUAGAGAGUAUAAAUAAUCAGCAGCUGAGAAUGUUAUGAUCUGGAGAUCUGGACAGCACCUUUUUUACAGUCUGCAAGAGACUAACAGCCAUUUGAAAGAAGCAUUAUUUGGAGGAGCGACGCUGAAGCCAGUCGAUAAAUUAUAAAAACCACCCCAUCAAGGUGGAACAGCUGCUCACACUGAAAUAACUGUAGAAUGAGUGAUUAUAGUCAUUUUCUUAGUGGAAUUGCUUCUGUUAUAAUGGCGUUGAAAUAAGAGACUAUUUUACUUCUGACCCCAUUUUGAAGGAGAGACCAUUUUGAAAACUGACUAAUAGUGACAUCCUGUGGCCGGAAUACUGAGUUACAUCCUCUUGGAAUAUUGUACAGUAUGCUAUUACUGAAAACUUAGCUUUGUAUCGCUCAGUUUUUUACCAUUAAUAAUUACUAACGCAGUUAUAGCUCAUAUUUAUUAUAAGAUUAUAAGAUAGCAUUCUUCUCAUUCGUCAUUGGAAAUUAUGAUUGCUGUAUAAAUAAUGAUUUUAUUGAUAUUAAUUAUAGAUAAGGGAGGUGCCGUUUGAGGUUGAAAUUAUUUUGUAAUUUUAUUUUACCAGAGAGAAUUAAUAAAGUAUAUAUCUAUAAAUGA
Messenger RNA from Danio rerio (zebrafish), 3846 nucleotides. The record is from RefSeq and is a predicted model, not a curated record. Lineage: Eukaryota; Metazoa; Chordata; Actinopteri; Cypriniformes; Danionidae.